Molecule: messenger RNA, 12441 nt
Organism: Podarcis lilfordi (Lilford's wall lizard)
Lineage: Eukaryota; Metazoa; Chordata; Lepidosauria; Squamata; Lacertidae
Source: the annotation of a GenBank genome assembly
AUUGGGAAAGGAGGAGGAGGGACAGGGUAGCUGCUACAUUUUGGAUGUCUGCCUGGGUUCCCAAGUGCCUCUUAGCUUGUGCAGUGUACAGGCAUUGGUUGCUAUACCCUCCACUGGAUCAGCCUCUUGACGCCAAGGUAGGGAGCAAAGGCCCUUCUCUCUGUCUGUCUGUCCUGAACCAACCAGCUUGCCCAUUUCUACUUUAAUAUUUGCCGAGUGGUUUACGGGUCACUUGAGCUCUUAAAAAGUUGGGUGCAGAUGGAACAAAGCGAGUCUUUCUUAAGAGAAAGAAACAUUAGCUGUGUGAGUGACUGGAAUGUGGAAAAAACAACAGGAGAUGGCUUAGAUUUCCAUUGCCUAAACCCUACAAUUUUUCAUGAUUUCAGGGUGGGGGGACAAAAUACAAACUCAAGCUAUUUAUCGACACAAAGUCAGCACUCCAAAAAGUAAAUAUGACCCAGAAUGGCCAUAGCAGUAUUUUAGCUAAGCUAGAGGUGGGCAGAAAAAAAUAGAUUGGAGGGGAAGGUCUCGUAAUGGACAAUUUCUGGUUCUUAGGAUUCUUGCAAAGAAUACUGGACUCAGUAGUCUUUGGUCUGAUCUAGCAAGACACUUCUUUAUGUUCUAAGUAAACGUAUCAUUUAGCAUGCUCAGUAUCACCUGACACUGAUUACUUAUGCCUUAACUGUUAAGAGAUACUGAGUGUGCACUCUCACUUUAUAAAUUUAACACAUGUUGGUGGCCAUGAGUGAGGGAUUCUAAGCAGAGGGAGGGAGGACUGCAACAUAUAAAACAGAUUAUUCUAACCCUGAUCUAAUCUGCCGGUGGGGCUUAAAAAUGGUCAACAAAGGUAAUGUCCAAAAAGGCAGCAGGUGGAGGGAGAAGGAAUAUAGAUAUAGAACAGUUGAGGAUGUCCUGAGAUGGGUACAGUGCUCUGAAAACUCAAAGCAGGAGAUAAAUGCUAAUUAUUAUUUUAUUAAAACAUUAACAGAAUAAAUAUCCAGGUUCCAAACAUUGUGGUGCAAUAGGUUUUGUAUUGUGUGUUGUGUGUAUACGAUAUUUAGUCAACAAAGUAGUAACUUUGCACAUAAUUCUGCUAUUGAUAGGGAUUUACACUGGCAAAUUGAGUUGGAUAUGCUGGAUCCAGAUUAAUGGCAUGUUCCUAUACUCAGAAGUAAGUCUCAUUGAGUUCAGCGGGUUUAUUCUCCAGUUAAGGGGCACAGGAUUGCAGUUUAAGUCUGCAAGUCAAUCACAUUUGGGUCCCAUUGACUUAAACUUUUCAUAUUGAUUUAAGUGAGACCAAAUUGCCACUUGGUUAGUCUGGAUCCAAGUCUAUAUUCUGCAGUGUAAUUCAAGAGUGCAUUUGCUUUCAGAAAGUGACAUUUUCAAUUGGGCUUUGCUGUUGUUUUGGCUAGAAACUUCAGCAGAGAGUUGGAAAGGAAAGGGGGAAUCCCUGGGAAAUGAGAAUGAUGGCUCAUAUAAGCAUUUCCUCCAAGGCAGGAAUCAGCACCCAUCUCCACGCAAAUGCUUAGGCAAGCCAUAUGGUUUGUGCAGCAGUGAAUGGUAUGUCAGCUAGUAGCCCCAUAGAUAAACCUACAGUGAACUUCACAUAGUUGAUGCUGCUGUUGCUGUUUUGAAUAGUUAUUGCAUUACAGUGUUUCCAAAAUUUUUGUUAUGUGGAUCGCAGUUAGCAUGUUUUUGGCUUCUAUUGGAGACACACACUUCACUCACUCCCACUAAAAAUAUGGAUCCAUUUUAGAACGCUAAUAAGAGCUCUGCUGGAUCAGAGCAAGGGUCCAUCUAGGUCAGAUUCCUGUUUCUUACACUGGCCAGACAAACGCUGACAAGCAAAACAUGGAAGCAAGAAUCCUCACCUGUCAUUUGCCCCCCCCCCCCCCAGCAGCUGUUAUUCAUUAAUGGGUAGACUAUAUCUAGAUGGGGAGGUUCUCUUCAGCUGCCAUAGCUAAUACCUUAGGGCUCGAUUGCACCAUCUCCAUGAAUGUACUUAAUGUUCUAUGAUAUAAGCACAUAAGAGCAGUCCUGCUGGAUCAGAUCAAGGAACCACCUGGUCUACAGUGUUUUAUACAUCACCAACCGGUAAUUCAGGACCCCGUCAGGAAAAAGUGCAUCCCUAUUCCUCCCAAUUGCUGCUCAAUGGACACAGAGCAGUGGAGGCAUCCAAUGUAAUGGCUCAAGCUGGAAUCCUUGGCACACUUACCUCAGAGUAAAUACCACUGAACUCAGUUUACUUUUAAGUAGAAGGGAUGUAGCUCAGUGGUAGAGCAUCUGCUUUCAAUGGAGAAGGUCCCAGGUUCAGUCCCUGGCAUCUCCAGGUAAGGCUGAGAGUGUCCCUUGUAUGAAACUGUGGAGAGCCACUGCCAGUCAGUAUAGAUAAUGAUGAGCUAGAUGGACCAAUGGUGUGAUUCAGUAUAAGGUGGCUUUCCUAUGUACAUAUCAGGUUGUACCAUAUAUUUUUCAAAACACACAUUACAGUGCAAUUGUAGAUGGAUCUACUCAGAAGUAUUGUUGUUUUUUUAUUAAAGAAAACAGCCUAUCGAGUUCAAGAGGCUUACUCCCUGGAAAGUGCCUUAGCAUUGCAGUCUCAGACCCUGCUUGCGGCACACUAGCACAUCCCAGUUUUGGACUUGCAUUGCCUUUACAGAUUUUGCAUACCAUUUUUGUCCCCAGACCGAAGUACAACCACCACAAAACAAUAAAACCAAUUUAGGAACAAGCAACCCCACUAGGAAAAGUGUGUGGGGAAGGGGGAACCAGUAGCAUCAUAAAUACAACUCUGGGAAACAGACAGCAUGGAAAGCAUGUCUAAAUAAGUCCGCUUGGGACAUUUUCCUAAAGACUGGGAGGGAAGAGGCAGGGAAGAAUUUCCAGAGCCUAGGCACACCUCUGGGAAGGUCCCGUUCUGUGUACUCUCCAUUUGCAAAUCAGAUGGUGGUAAGAUGCAGGGGAAAGCCUCUUCAGAAAGUCUUCACUGGUGAGCAGAGUCCUGUGGAGGGAGCAAGGGGAGGGGUCCUUCACAGACCCAAGCUGCGUACUUAGAACUGGGCUUCAAAAAUACACUGAGGGCCACCUUUACCUUUACUAAAUAGAUACAGAGUCUGUCAAGAAGGAGUCUGUGGCAGUAGCAGAGUAUAGUUGUCCAACAGUCUUCAGAGUCAGCCCCAUGCAGAGGAUGUUGCAGUGGUCCAACCUACAUGUAAUUAAAGCAUGUGUAAUUGUGCCUCGAUCUGCCUUCUGCAAGAAGGGUCGCAGCUAGCACCUUAGUCACAGAUGCACAAAGCACACUCUGUGGCCACAGCAACAACCUGCCUCCAGAGGCAAAGCUGGGUCCAGAAACACUGUUAGACUGAAAGCUUGAUCUUUCACAGGGUGUGCUACUCCAUCCAGAUCCUUAACGCCUACAAAUGUCUGCAGAUCAAGUUCCUAUUAAAGGCACAGCUACAAAGGCUGGUAAAAAAGUUGGCAACCCUAGACUAGGACUUUGCUUCCUCCCCAUCCUGUUCUAAGAAUUGCCAAUUGCUUAACCCUCCAGAAAUUUGAUCUUUAUGUCCAGCUCUGAGAGAUGCAAGACAGAGAGGCACUUCGGCUAUUUCUGGCCUGUAACAAACAGGUUUGUCACCCAGGAGCUCAGAUCUCCUUCCCUCCCCCCCCCCUCAGCGGAGGGAAGGGAAGGUGGACAGAAACAGCUGAGAAACAUUAGCAAUAAGCCGUCCUGCCUGUGGAGAGUCAGAAUCUGUAUGCACGCUCAGUUCAGAUAUCAAAUGCAGUCAUGCAGCAUGUCCCAAGUCAUGAAGUCCACACGUGGCAGGCCUUGAUGGAAGGAAUUAUUACAGAAGGGUACACCAACCUUUUCUCUGUGUUGUGGAAGAUACGGUGCCUGUCUUGCCCAGAGACACAGCCUAUGCUUUCAGUUACACGCAACAGCCUAAAUCGUAUACUCUAUUCUCCCACGAUGGGUUUCUGCAAAAAGAACUGUACAGAGCUGGAGUAGCUAAGUAGCUGAAAGUUUGAGCAGUGAGGGAGCAACUCCCUGGUUCAAAUCAAACCACAGCUAUGAGCUCCCUUGAUUGACCUGGGCCAGGCUACUAUUUUAAAGCCCCAGGCCCACCCUGCCAGCUUUGUGCUGUGAUAGGAAUUUUAUGGUCUUAGAUAUAUGGUAAUGUUCAUAAGCGUACCAACCAAGCACAUACAUAGAUCAGCACAGGAAGGCCAACCUGGAACCAUUUUGAUUCCUAAACUGACCAAAUCUUUUCUCUGCAAGGUCAAAAUGGAAAAGCCUCCCCAUUGUCUUUUCCUUCACAAAUCCUGUCUUAAGGGUAUGUCUGUGUUUGAAUAGGAUGUGAGCCUGUGACCUGGCCCAGGAACUAAGUAUUUAUCAUUACAAAAGACUGGCCAGGCUACCCAGGAAAUCCUAUCAAGUAACCUGCCAGACAGGAGAACAAAAACAGGAGAAAAACAAUAUUAAAAUUUCUAUUUUGGACCGCCUUUUCUGUGAUGUAGGUGUGAUGUAUCUGAGGCGUGGUCUUAGGUUACACCCCUUCUGUGAUGUAUGUAUGAUGUUUCUGGGGGUGGUCUUGAUCUACAGGGUGGCAAUUUCAAAAGGCCUUGCACGCCAUUUUUCUGGGUCUCUCCUCUCUCCUGCAGGUGAGGGGAGCACCCUGUUGCAACAGAUCAAUAAAGGCCAAGCCUACAGGCUGCUGUUUUGCUCCAAGUAAUCCUGGUUGGUGUCUUUGUUUUUUGUCCAAGGGAGCCCUCAGAUUUUUCCAUUAACAGUGCUAGGACAGUAAUAAUACUGGCCCAGUAUUAUUACAGUAUCAUAAUACUGGACACGGGUGGCGCUGUGAGUUAAACCACAGAGCCUAGGGCUUGCCAAUCGGAAGGUCGGCGGUUCAAAUCCCUGUGACGGGGUGGGCUCCCGUUGCUCGGUCUCUGUUCCUGCCAACCUAGCAGUUCGAAAGCACAUCAAAAGUGCAAGUAGAUAAAUAGGUACCGCUCUGGCGGGAAGGUAAACGGUGUUUCCGUGCGCUGCUCUGGUUCGCCAGAAGCAGCUUAGUCAUGCUGGCCACAUGACCGGAAGCUGUAUGCAGGCUCCCUCGGCCAAUAAAGUGAGAUGAGCGCCGCAACCCCAGAGUCGUCCGCAACAGGACCUAACGGUCAGGGGUCCCUUUACCUUUACUUUACAGGAACACAGGAGGCUGCUUUCUGCCCAGUCAACCAACUGGUCCAACCAGCUCAGUAUUGUCUGAUCCAGGGAUCGGCCUUUUCAGCCCAAAGGCCAUGUUCCCUUCCUGGCAACUUUCCAGGGGGCCACAAAUCAGAGAGAGCUAGUCUGGUGGGUCACUUGGUUAGAGUGUCAGACUACCAGGUUUUGAUCUCCCUCGGCCAUGAAGCCCCCUGGGUGACUCUGAGUCAGAAACUGCCUAUCAGCCUAACCGACCUCACAAGGUUGUUGUGAGGAUAAGAGGGGGGGGGGAGGACUAAGUAUGUCACCUUGAGAUCCUUGGAGGGAAAGGUGGGAUAUAAAUGCAACAAAUAAAAUAGCAGUCGGGGAUGUGGGCAGAGGCAAAAGUGGUCAGAGCAAUAAAUGUUAAUUUUAGCUUUGUAAAAUAGGCUUGUUUAUCCAUACACCCACAAACCCCUCCUCUAGCCCCCAUCCAAUAAGUAAGAGGCAUUCACAGAAAUCAAAGAAAUUCCAGCAUGGGCGUAGCCAGGAUUUUUUUUUUUGGGGGGGGGGAGGACUUUUGUUGGGAGGUGGCAGAACUGACGUGAUUAGUCAGGAAGUUAAGUAUUUCUAUUGUUUUACUUGAUCUGGGGGGGACCUCCCCAUAGGCAUAGCCAAAGGGGGGACAGCUGCCCCCCUAAAUCAAUAAAAAUACAUAACAAACUGAGGUUCUGCCCCCCUUAAGAAAAGGCCUGCCCCCCAACAAAAAUGCUGGCUACACCCAUGAAGCUCACCCCCCCCCCCCGGCUAUGCCCAUGAAUUCCAGCUAGGCAAAAAUACCAAGGAGAGUAUGAAGUAGGGCAGGUGAGAGGUGUGGCCUGGGGAGAGGGUGUGGCUAAUAAUGGGUUGUGGCCUUGAGACAGUCCCAAGGGCCUUAGAGAAACAGGGGUGGGGGGUAGAAUGCAUUUGGCUCCUAGAUUAGGGCUACAUCUAAAUGCAAUUGCAGUUGAUAGUAGAGGCAUAGGGAACCUUUAGCCCUCCAAUGUUGCUGAACUACAGCUCCCAUUGCCCCUGGCAACUGGCCAUGCAUCCUGGGGCUGAUAGGAAUUGUAGUUCAGCAACAUCAGGAGGGCCACAGGUUCCCCACUCUUGUCUCUUUCAAAUUCCACCAUCCAUUUUGUACAGGAGGCCAAUAUAUAUGUCACCUAUGAUGUUCCUUUACAAAGCAGUGUUCUCCUUAAUACGCCUUACAGGCCACGCUUCCGCUCCAAUGGCACCCAAGAAGAAAGCCCCAAAGAAGAGCAAGCCGUCGAAGACGGAGACGUCUACGAAUGUCACCAUGGUAGAGGACUCUUCUCUUGACAUUGACCACCACCAGCAGCUGGACGGCUUGUUUGAAAAUGGUUCAGGUGGCUUCCUCUGCACUGCCACAGAAGUCACAAAUCCUGGCCACGGAACCAGUGUUCUGGAGGAGAUGAGCCUCAUGCACCAGGAGCGUUUCCUCUGCGACCUCACUAUUGUCACAAAAACAAAAUCCUUCAGCGUUCACAAGUUGGUCAUGUCUUCCUGCAGCGAGUUUUUCAGAAGCCUACUGAAAAAAGACCCAAACCUUCAACAAGUGGACCUCAAAGAUGCCUCCUCCUUAGGCUUGGCUACCGCCAUUGCCUACACCUACACCGGAAAGCUGAACCUUUCUCUGUACACCAUUGGGAGCACCAUUUCCAUAGCCAGCCGCCUGAGGAUGUAUGCUCUGCUCAACAUGUGCACCGACUUCCUCAUCCAGGAGAUGAAUGUGGAAAACUGGAUGUACAUCGCCAACCUGGCAGACACCUACAAUCUCAGCCAGGCGAAGGAUGCUGCAAGGAAGUUCAUCCGGGAAUGCUUCCUGGAGUUCUCCGACACUGAACAGUUCAUGAAACUCACCUUCGACCAGCUCAACGAGCUGCUAAUGGACGACAACCUUCAGUUCCCCAAUGAAGUGGUGGUCUUUCAGAUUGUCAUGAAAUGGAUCGAGUUUGAUCCCAAGCGGAUCAAACACGCCGCCGACCUCCUGAACAAUGUCCGAUUUGGCACGAUCCCGGCUCACGACUUGAUCAACUACAUCCAGCCUGUGCCGUGCAUGAUGCAGAACCCGGAAUGCCACAAGCUCCUGGUAGACGCUAUGAAUUACCACUUGUUACCUUAUCAGCAAAAUGACCUCCAGUCCAGAAGGACCAAGAUUCGAGGAAGCCGUAAAGUGUUGCUCAUGGUUGGGGGCCGCCCGUGCUCGGCCGAGAAAGCUCUUAGCAAAGAUGUAAGCUACAGAGAUCAAGAAGGAAACUGGAAUAAGCUAACAGAGAUGCCUACCAAAUGUUUUAACCAAUGUGUUGUGGUGAUGGAUGGAUUCCUCUAUGUGGCUGGCGGAGAGGAUCAAACUGAUGCGCGGAACCAGGCAAAGCAUGCAGUUAACAACCUGUGCAGGUAAUGGGGAGGUUGCACCUUGAUUGACACUGUCUAUCGGGUUCCCAAGCAGGAGUCUUCCUCAUGCCUGAAAUCUUCUAAAUCCAUGUUGGGGUAUCCAUGGCCCAACUCCAAUUCCUAUUAUCCCCAGCCAUCAUGGACAAUGGUUUUGGGAGCUGUAGUCCAGCAACAUCUGAAGAGGCCAGCAGUUUUCCAGCCCUGGAUAUACUGGGGUCACCUGCCAGAGGCACAAGUAGGCAGAACAACAAAUGUGAAUUUUACCUUUGUACAGUAGACUAGUUUCUGUACACCCAGCCCUCUCUAUCCUCCGUCUAGGCAAGCAAGAGGCAUUGUCAAAGCUCAAAGACACAUUCCAGCCAGAAAAAAAUAAUUCAAAGACAGAAUGAAGUGGGGCAGGUGAGAGGUGUGGCCUGGAGAGAGUCCCAUGGGCCAAGUAGAGAGAUCCAGUGGGCUGUAUGUGUCCCCUGGGGCUGAGGUUCCCCACACCUGAUGUAUAAACUCCCUCAUAGGGCACAGAAAAAGAACCUCAAAUAAAAAAUAGCAUCACAAAAUAAAAAUCACAUAUAGGAAGGUAGACAUAGAUCUGAAUAUCAGUAUUGAUCUCUAAAUGCUUGUGUAAGAAGUCAUAUUUUACGUUGGCUUCUUAAUGACAGUCCUGUAGAUGUCUUACAUACUUUUAAGAGGCAAGGCAUUCUAAAGCUGGUGGGGGGUUCACCACUGAACAGGUCCAUUUCAGGGCCAACAGCUAGCAAGGCUUGAAGAGCUUUGGGGUGGUGAGAUGGACUGAGGUGUAUGGAGGAAAAGGCUAUCCCUGGCUGCUAGGGCUGCAUGCUGCCUCCAGUAUUGGAGGGAAUGUGCCUCUGAAGACCAGUUUCUGGGAAUCACAAGUGGGGAGAGUUGCUGGUGUACUCAGGUCCUGCUUACACUUUCUCCAUAGGCAUCAGGUUGGCCACUGGGAACAGGCUGCUGAAUAGAUGGGCAUUUGGGCUGAUUCAGCCGCCAGACUCUCCUUAUAUUAUGCUCCUAUGGACGGGGAAGGUACUUAUUUCUAACCCUGAUUUUUAUUGAGGACAGAAGCCUAAGGCAUGUCACAAAACAUUAUUUCAUGGGUGAGAGAGACAUUAUAAUAGACAUCCGUUUAAGCCAAAAAAUUAAGGGGCACAACAGGCAGAGGAACUUUAGAUGUGUUUUGAGGUCUUUUCCCCCAGGGGCACCUAGAAAAAAGGAAUGUUCUCUAUGACUCUGGGCUUAGUGGUCUUAUGGCCCUGCUGCAUUUAUUUACAGUGGAUGCUCAGGUUGCGAACGUGAUCCAUGCGGGAGGCACGUUUGCAACCCGCAGCGUUUGCAACCCGCAGUGCCACGUUUGCACACAUGUGGAUCACAAUUUCGCGCUUCUGUGCUGAAACCCAGAAGUAACCCAUCUGGUACUUCCGGGUUUGGCACAGUGCGCAACCUGAAAAAGCGCAACCUGAAGCGUCUGUAACCCGAGGUAUGACUGUAUUUAGAAAAUGUAUAACCUGUGACCCCUUAAGUUAACUGGUCUCAGGUUUGCUAGGGGCCCCAUCUGAGGAGUGGGACCGCAAACUGUUACCCUGACAGCCUCACUAGGCAAACUCAGAUCCCCUGCUUCAACCACACAUAAGAAGCCAACACAGCAACACCUGUGGAGCCUGCUGGAUCAGCCCAAUGGUCCAUUAAGUACAGCAUCCUCUUCUCACAGUGGCCAAGCAGAUGCCUGUGGGAAACCCCCAAGCAGGCCCCAAGCACAAGAGCACUCUCUCCUCCUGCAGUUCCCAUCAGCUGGUAUUCAGGGGCAUUACUGCUUCCAACUAUGGAGGCAGAGCAUAGCCAUCACACUCAAUGGCGACAAUGACAAACUCUCUUCCCCUCUGCAGGUAUGAUCCCCGUUUCGGCACCUGGCUGCACUUGGCCAGCAUGUCACACAGAAGAACUCACUUCAGCCUCAGCGCAUUCAAUGGGAACCUCUAUGCCAUCGGGGGACGUAAUGCCAAGGGGACCCUAGUCUCUCUUGAAUGCUACAUCCCUUCAGCCAACACCUGGCAAGCCAAAGCCAACAUGGACUUGCCCCGCUGCUGCCAUGCCAGCGUGGUCAUCGAUGGCAAGAUCCUGGUGACUGGCGGCUACGUCAACAACGCCUACUCCCGUACCGUCUGCAGCUAUGACCCCGCCACAGAUUCAUGGCGAGAUGGGGCAUGGCUGAGCAGCCCCCGAGGCUGGCACUGCGCUGCCACCUUAGCAGACCGCGCCUACGUCCUGGGCGGCAGCCAGUUGGGUCCCCGGGGGGAGAGGGUGGACGUCAUCCCUGUGGAGUGCUACAACCCUUCCACGAACCAGUGGAGCUACAUGGCCCCCCUGCCCACCGGCUUGAGCAUGGCGGGGGUGGCCACCCUCGGUGGGCAGAUCUUGGUUGUCGGUGGUUGGAAUGAGAGUGGGAAGAAGUACCAGAAGAGCAUCCACGCCUACAAUCCGGACCUGAAUGAAUGGACAGAGGAAGGAGAACUUUCCGAAGGCACCGUGGGGGUCUCCUGCUGCACCAUCGCCCUUCCGCACUCAAGCACCAGGGGCUCCAGGGCCAGCUCAGCUGCUUCAGCAACGGUCAGCAUUUAAGGGUGAGAGGAUGGUUGGAUGGAAUGGAGGAAAGAGUCAGAACUGGCCUCAGCUGGCAUGAUCAGGGGGUUCACAAGAACGUCGAAAUACUUCUUUAAAAAUCUCAUUUAUGCCUUGGUUUUGCCAGCUUCCAGGAGAUAAAUAUUCUACCUGUAGAGCAGGUGUGGGCAGCUCUUGGUCCUCUGUAUAUUGCAGAAAUACAAACCUCAUCAUCCCUGGCCACAGGCCAUGCUUGCUGAGGCUGAUGGGAAUUGUAGUUCAGCAACACUUCCAAGGCCAAAGGUCCCCCAAACUUGCUUUAUAGAAUUAGCACUGUCUUACUGCAACAGGGGAGGCUAACCUGCAGCCCUCCAGGUGCUAUUGGACAACCCCCAUCCUUGACUGUUGGGGCUAAUGGGGUACAAGAGCAUCUGGAGGGCCGCAAAUUAGUUACCCAUGUACUAUAGCUUACCUCACAGAAAAAUAAGCAACAGGGCUGAAUACAGCACCGCCUUCCCAUGGUUUUACUUUAAUAACACUUUUAAAGCACAAUUUCCAGUCCCUCAGGUGAAACCUGAAGACGUCAUUUGAGCUGAAAUACAACUCCCCGUCCCUCAGCUUCUACCCCCCAAUAUCACCACCAGUUUUUUAAAAGAAAGGUGUGACCCUUAAGGCCUACCUUGAAUGAACUGCGUCACUGAGAUAUAGGAUUCUUGAGGUCUAAAUUAAAAAUCUGAAGCACACUUUACAAUUUUGUGUUGUGUCGUCUAUGUGGUGUGGAACUUUGAAAUGGCAUUGUGUGUGUUCUGUCAACCAAUGACUCUCUUGAAAGGAAGUUUUCAAGGAAGGGAUUUAGGCUGCAAAUCCUGCACUCUCAUACCUGGCUUUGACACUGCCCAUUCAGGCCCUUACAGUUUUACAGCCUCCCCAUCCCCGGAGAACCACCCAUAAGAACAAAAGGGUUUCUCAUCAAACCUUUUACAUUAAUAAUUUCUCUUUCACGCCAUGCCUCAAGGAAGUACGUUGCUAGGGAACAGAAUAAUUAUGAGAGGCAAAUGAAGCUGAGUUAAUUGCAGGGUGGCUGACAGCACUUUCCCCCACCACCCUGGGCAAAGCAGGCAUGUGUGCUUGGAAGUGUUUGUACUGAGCUGAAUCAAACACAGGGGAUUGUACAAUUGUGGUGACAGCCUUUUGUACAAGGCAGUAUAAGCCUCCCAAGAAAAAGUGCAACCAUUACAGAGGAAGGCACAAGAUUUUCCUGUUUUCACACAGGCCUGCCUCGUGCCAAUUAUGAGGCUGUUUUAUACCAGGUCCGUCUAACCCAAUAGUAUCUACUAAGUAAGGAAGCAACAACAGGAAAUAUGUGGAUUGCUUUUUAAAAUUUCUACAGGUAGCAAUAGAAACGGGAAGGAAAACGUCCCUCCCCUUGGCAGUCCUUAUCUGGAUCAGCUCCCAUUGCUACUUGCGGUUUAAAUAGGUGGAAAUUCCUGCACUGUGUAAUUUUGGUGCCAACAUUUGUCCUAAAAAUAAUAUUAAUAAAAAGAUAGGUCUUUCCAGAGCCAUUUUCCUAUGAUGCCUUUAGUUGGAGAGUUCAACACUCAACUUGGGCAUUCUGUGUCCAUAGUUAGGUACUCCGCCACUCAGCUACAGCCCCUUCAAUUACCGUAAGAAAUUAAAUCUUCCAUGCCAGCUCACUUUUGUCUGUCCCCACCUUGAACAAGAGGUGGUAUACAGUGGUACCUCUGGUUACAUACGCUUUAGGUUACAGACUCCGCUAACCCAGAAAUAUUACCUCGGGUUAAGAACUUUGCUUCAGGAUGAGAACAGAAAUCGUGUGGCGGCGGCACAGCAGCAGGAGGCCCCAUUAGCUAAAGUGGUGCUUCAGGUUAAGAACAGUUUCAGGUUAAUAGAUCUCCAGAACAAAUUAAGUUCUUAACCCGAGGUACCACUGUAUUCCGCUGUUAUCACAGCAAGCCUUCAGCUUUCCCCAGUAACUGCACACACAACAUGCUAAAAGCCAUCCUCCAUGGGCCCUUCCUCUUAUCUACCCAUUUGGCUCUUAGGUCAGAGCAAUUAUUUCUCAUUAGAUUGGCUUUGAGCUAGCUCCAUUUGGGGAGUAGGAAGUCACUCAUUUUGUGUGUCUUUGAAUGGCACAUCUUGUGAAGACUCAGAAUAUAUUUAAUUCUCCUUCAUGCUCU